AUGGGCCUCACCGGUAACACUCGCAUGCGCGCCGUAUCCACCGCCGACGUUCUGCGACCACAGGACAAAGACAUUUCUAUUCUCGUGAGAACCUUGGACACCCUCGACCGCAGUUCUUACGAUGCUUUGCAAAACAGCCUCGACCAGUCGACCUGCCUGCAACGGCUGCGCCAUUUCCUCAAAGACGACAGUCAGCUCCAUGGUGCGAACAGUGGCUUUAGAAGAGCCGGCGGCUUCCAGGCACUCCUUCGUUUGCUUCGCACCCUGCUCGACAUAUUUGUUGCUCAGAACGACCCAACCCCUGGUAUUAAGUCCUUCUUGCAGACCCUCUCCCAGUGGUUUGUAGUUCUCGGUGCCGCCUUGGAGGGCCAUGAGGGCAACCAAAGAUAUUUCAGGACUAAGGUCGACAACGGUGGCUGGGUCUCUUUACAAUCCACUUUGGAACAGUUCCUGGCUAUCCUGUGGUCGCAGACUAGGGAUGACCUCUUUCUCGAACAGUUUUUCGGCAUACUCUUCGCAACCGCUACUGGCGUGGAAAUGAUAAAUGAUCUCUUUGUUGCUGCUGAAAGUGCGAUUUCUCGGCAAGAUACCAGACUUACGUCCGACCAAGCAUUUGCCCUUGCCCAGAGUGCACUGAAUAAAUCUGUUUCCAGCGUCGAUGACUUGGAGGUUCCCGAGCUCCUAACAUUGUCAUUGACACUUUGGGCCUCUGGUGCAAAGACAGGCAGUAUCCCACGGAGAGUGUUAAGGCUCACCUUGCCAGAAAGUUUCAGACAGGUUCUCUCUGUCUCCCGACGGAAUAUCGUCUCCGCCCAUACUGCAGGGGCCUUCACAGCUAUUAUACAGCUGAUCUUUGACGAGCGCCUACCAGCUGCCGAACGAGCUGCAUUUAAACAAGUCGCCCUUCUUCUAUGCCAAGAAGGUGUCUCAAGCCUCGAUGAUGCCCAUUUUCUAUUCACCCAAGCAAGCAAGUCGUCCGAAGCUGCUUCAUUUCUUCUUGACGCCUUGAGUGUCUCCCGCCAGCCCCCCAGCGUCCAGUUUGACUUGUCCCAACAGGGCUUUGCGUCAACAGAACUUGCGACCCUCGGAAGGCCGUUCCCUCCCCUUGACAGCACCGGCUACACACUCAGUCUAUGGGCACGUUUCGACUCGUUCGAUAGUCAGGCCCAUACUACUCUCUUCGGUGCCUUUGACAAAACUCAGACUUGUUUCAUUUUGGCCUAUCUUGAACGAGACUCACAUCAUCUUAUUCUGCAGACGGCGAUACAAGGUAACCGACCUAGUGUUAGAUUCAAGUCUGUUGCUUUCCAACCAGAGAAAUGGUAUCAUAUCUGCAUAACACAUAAACGACCAAAGGCCACAUCCUCCUCCAGGGCUUUCUUGUUCGUUGAUGGUGAAUUUAUGGAACAACAAAAGGCGAAUUAUCCAUCACAGUCUCCAACUGAUCGUGAUCAAACCAGCGUCAAGAUCCAAGCUUUUUUCGGAACUCCUCAGGACCUUUCACCUAAUCCAUCCAGGGCAACUUGCUUGUCCAAAUGGUCUCUUGGGUCUGCUGUAUUAUUCCAAGAUGUCAUGAGUGAUGAUUUAGUUUCUGUCUUCUUUCAUCUUGGGCCUAAGUAUCACGGAAAUUUUCAAGAUUGCCUCGGCUCUUUCCAGACCUACGAGGCAUCGGCUGCGUUAAACCUGCGCAACGAGAUGUUGCAUCCAGGCAAAGAAGAGCACUCGGACCUUAUCCUAGCAAUUCGACAAAAGGCAAGCACCCUGAUCAAAGAAGAGAAGAUUCUUAUCAACGUAUCACCCGCUGCAAUCCUAGACAAUGAUGAUCGGAAUGCUAUCGACGAGACCCAGUUGGUGAAAUCCUUAUCGAAGCUGGCGGCAAAGAAUCUUGUUGCGUACACGAGAUCAGGCACUAAUGCCGUCGCGAUCAACGGUGCUGUCCCGGCAAUCAACGACGCCCUGAUACAAGCUCGAGGUGCAUUUAUGCUUAUGGGUGAGCCGACCAUAACGGUCCCUCAAUCCCUUGAUGAUGCAAGCUGGAGAUUGGGAGGCUGCGCUGCCGUUGGGUUGGGGCUAUUGCAUCGUGCUCGAACCACUGAAGAUAUUGCUCUAGCCGUCGAUAUUACCUUGGAGACUGUUCGUCACAGCUGGAGAAAUAGCGAGGUUAUGGAGCGAGAUAGUGGCUAUGCCAUUUUGGCAAUGCUCUUAAAAGACAAAUUGGCAUCCCCAACACAGGGGAAUGGAGAAGGAGUGAGGACAACGAUUGCAAUCCCCACAUCUCGGCUGGAUAGGAACGGGUUGAUUCUUCGGUGUCUAAAGUCUAUUCUUGCUUUUACCGGCUACGAUCACGACGAGCCUUCUAAAUCAGUAAUCAACAAUCCGCUCGCCUACAAGGUUUUGCUUGCAGACAGCAGUAUCUGGAGAUGCGGACCACUCAAUGUCCAACAGCUUUAUUUCGAUCAAUUUCUCGUCCUCGCAGAACAGAGCGAGCACAAACAAUUCAACCUAAAGCGACUGUCAAGGAUGAGAGUAUUGAAGCGUUUGAUGGAGGCUCUCAAGUCUGAACCUGUCACGCGAGCUAUUAUGCCAAUGUAUAUGGCUGCCUUUAAAGUUCUCUUGCCUCAAUCGUUAGCAGCUGAGAAUCUUCGAUCGCUUGCACUGUUCAUCACCUUUUCUGUAAACAAGCGCAAUUUGGGAUUGCUAUCACGCAAAUCCACACGCAAAGAAGCAAGACAGCGUAGUUCAUCGAACGGAUCUUCUCACAGUGGUAAAGACGAGCCAGGAGUCAAUCUGACGCAUUUUGAAAUUGGCGUUGAAGUCCUGAGACUAUACUCUGAAAUACUUUGUCGAAAGGGUGAUGACAACGUUAUUAAAAAGUUCGCGAAGACUGUCACAAACAAGUGGCUCCUUUACCUCCUAUCCGAGACAUCCCCGGAAGUUGUUGUACUAUCCAUGAGGAUCUUAGCAAGAUUAUUGGUCAUCCACGGUGAUGGUUACGUCAAGAAAUUCAAAGACAGCUCAAAAACAUCGGGAUUCACAAUCAUGGCAUAUCGUUUGAAGAGAUGGUGGCACCUGCCGGCUUUGUGGCCAGCAUGUUUUGCAAUUCUCUUUGGCUUGGACGUUGCCGAUUUGGACUUGGAUAGGGACUUUGACCUUUUCGGCUUCAUUGAUUUAUUUGCCGGCGGAAAAGAACUUUCUGUUGUGUAUCCUGAAAUCUUAGAAGCCAUCAAGGGAAUGCUGCAAAGUGGUCUGAAGACAAUAGUUUCCUCAAAAAGACACCAAGCAAGCUCAACCCUAGCUCCACGGCUCAGCGAGUCGACCAACCAGCCUCCGGAAAGGCUUUCAAUGUCAACAAUGGCGCCACCUGAUCCUCUUCUCACAAUAGUCACCAAUCAGCACGUUGACACUUUCAACACAGUUGUGAGGUUCAUGGCAGACUUGCAUACGCGAUCCCAAAAGUUCCGUGACUACGCUGCGAACUCAUCCUAUAUUCAAGACCUGCUGACAGUACUCUUCCCUGUUGUAGUUGGUUCUGAUGUGGUUGAGGCUAAGACCGAGCUUGAUGCACGAGAUUCUAUGCUGACUUUCGACGGUGGAGAUGUUGUGGUUCAACCUUUGUCUACAACACCACCGAUCGUGCGCAUCACCGAUUCCGACACAAUUGCCCCCAAAACUCGUGGCAAGACGCUUCGGAGAGGGUCAUCUUUUGUGCUUGUGAGUAGAGAACAGACACAUCAGAACGGAGGAGACUCCGGAAUCCAUCUUCCGAACGGUUCGACUUCUGCCCUUGGGAAAAUCCCUCCGCUUAAUGAGGGGCAUUCAAUCACACAAAGUCUACUGGAAGUCGUCAUCGCAAUCUUUCUUGACCAAAUUCUUGCAAGGAAAGAGUUCCCUGGCCUUGGUCUUUUUCUCAAAACUCCUCCUGGAUUCGCUGAACACCAAUCCUACUUCGAAACCUGGAUUUUGAGAAAUACGAUAUCACAAUUGUCGAACAAUCUUGCCUUGAACCAGAAAGUAUUAGUGGAACCUCGAGUGUUGAUCAACCUAGCGCGCUUGUUCACACAUUUUGAGGAAGCUCUUUUCGAAGGAUGGUUCAUCGGUGGCGCAGAUCCUGUCCUUGACCUGGCCGGCUCGAUUCUAGAGUAUUUGCACCGGCCCGAGAUUGCUGGAUUAAAACCCGUUCGCCUCUGUGCGCAAACUAUCACCAUCAUUCGGGCUGUUGUCUUUCGCAUCGUUCUCUUAAGCCUAUCGUCGAUCCAAGAUAAUGAGUCUCUGAAGUUCCUCGAGAAGUUGACAUAUUGGCAAACCGUACUUCUUUCCGCAGAGGAAACUCAGUCUUCCAAUUUGCAACUAAUCUGUUAUCUGCUAUAUGCACAUCUUGUCUCGUCAGACGAUGCUGUACGUCAAAUUGCGGCUAAUCUUUGGAGGAUCAUCUUGGUUCAAAAGCCUGCUGAAGCCGCUGCAAUAUUCGGACAGACAGACACCCCCGAGCAAAAGAAUUUGACCUCCAGUUUCGAGAAAGUUGUUGAGCUAGAUAACGAGACGUUCUUGUACUGGGUAGAUGAACACCGCGCCGACUUAGAUUCCUUAUUCUUUCAGACAUUAUCAAAGCAUUGGAACACUUUUGUUACAAGCGAAAACAAGCGCACAGAGGACAAUGGGCGAUUAAGGAUUUCCCGUCGUCGAGAAAAGGUGAAGCAAUGGGCGCGUGAAGAAGCUGAUCGCGAGGACCUCAUCCGGCGCCACGAAUUAGCAUUUGAAAAUUGGACGGCAAACAUCUACUCAUCAGAGUACUUGAAGCAUCAGCGACUUCUUCAAGAUCAACAGGAUGAUAUACAGUACACAGAAACGAGUUUUCACAGUAUGCAGAGGGAUACUAGCAGACCGGCAGGCUUGUUCAGUACCAACAAGCCUCGAAAAUGGCGUCUAGAUCAGACCGAAGGCCGCAAUCGCAUGCGUAUGAGGCUCCAUGAAGAUUUCUCGAAAGCGGAAGAUGAUCAACCAAAGCGGAAAGGUUCUGAUAUGCCUCAGUUGAGGUUGGAUACCAAGAACAUGAAGAUCUCAACGGCAGAAUCAAUUGGAGUUACUCCGGGUGGUAAUACACCGGUGGUUGACACACCUAAGAAGAUAGAUGAAACAGAACCAUUUCCCCAAAUGGAAGAAGGCCAGGAUAAGCCCGAAGUUGAGUGCGAGGUCACAGAGGCAGAAGGUGACGACAGCUUCGAACUCGUGGAGGAUCCGAAUGUGGACUUGGAUGACUUCGAGGACAAAAAUAGAAAAGUCAUGCGCAGUCUUCAUCGUGGAGACCAAGUGAAACAUGUUGCGAAUAUCUCGCGAAUUCUAGGUCUUGAAGCGGUUGAGGGACUGCUCAUACUCGGAAAAGAUCAUAUCUACCUGAUCGAUAACUUUUUCCAGCGUGCCGAUGGUGAGAUUGUCAACGUAUGGCAAGCGCCACUGGAGGAACGCGACCCAUACGUUCGAAUGAUAUCUGGUCGAGAUGUCACUGAACGCAAGAAUAUCUCAAGAAAUGAUGAACACGGGAGUCGAAGCUGGAAGUGGUCUGAAAUCAUCAGUGUAUCCAAACGACGGUUCCUGUUCCGGGAUGUUGCAACAGAGAUCUUCUUUAGUGAUGGUCGCAGCUACCUGCUAACAGUUACAUCACCUCAACUGCGCAAUGAAUUGCACAACCUUAUAAGCAGCAAGGCCUCUCCUCCAGCUGGAUCAAACAGCUCAGCGUCAGAAACUGCGUGGCGUUUCGAAACUCUACGUAGCGCCGAGGAUGAGCCUCAGACAUUAAGCUCGAGGUUUGCAAAUGUCUUCAGCCAACAAUCCGGCACUUUGGCGGCGACUAGGAAAUGGCAAAAGGGCGAGAUGUCUAAUUUCCAUUAUCUGAUGCUGAUCAAUACGAUGGCUGGAAGAACGUACAAUGAUUUGACCCAAUACCCUGUAUUUCCUUGGGUCAUUGCCGACUAUUCUAGUGAGGAACUUGAUCUCACGGACCCAAGGAGCUUCCGUGAUCUUUCGAAGCCGAUGGGAUGCCAAACACUCGAGCGAGAACGAGAGUUUCGAGAACGCUAUCAGACCUUUGCGGAAAUGGGUGACAAUAACACGCCGGCAUUCCACUACGGUACUCACUAUUCCUCGGCCAUGAUUGUCACGUCCUAUCUCAUCCGCCUGCAACCAUUCGUGAAGUCAUAUCUGUUGUUGCAAGGCGGCACGUUUGACCAUCCAGAUCGAAUGUUCUUCUCGAUUGAGGGAGCAUGGAAGUCCGCCUCGCGGAUAAACAUGACAGAUGUCCGAGAGCUUACUCCAGAAUUUUACUAUCUUCCGGAAUUCCUAGUAAAUUUGAAUGGAUUUGACUUCGGUACUCGACAAAAUUCAGACAAGUCUAUUGGCAACGUUGAGCUUCCGCCGUGGGCGAAGGGAGAUCCUCGAAUAUUCAUUGCUAAACAGCGUGAAGCGCUGGAAAGCCCACACGUUAGUCGCAAUCUCCAUAAAUGGAUUGACUUGAUCUUCGGUAGCAAGCAAAAGGGAGAUUCAGCAGUGGAAGCGGUCAAUGUGUUUCAUUACCUUUCUUACCAAGGAGCGAAGGACCUGGACACCAUCACAGACUCUGUUGAGCGGCUUGCUACCAUUGGCAUCAUUCAUAAUUUUGGGCAGACUCCAUACCAAGUGUUCGGCAGAGGGCAUCCAGUCCGGGAGCAGAUACGUCAUAAAUACAAGCGGCUAGACACAGCAGCCGAGUCCCUGACCAGGGUGCCAUCAACGCUUCUCGAGACCGAAGAGCGAGUGGCAUCUUUGAGCUACUCAUGGAAGUCAGACAAACUUUUGUGCUCCGGAGCCUUUAGAAUCAAUAUCCCGCCGAGCUACGAGAUAUAUAUGGAAUGGGGUUUUUCUGACAAUAGUGUUCGAUUUUACUCGGCCGAAAGCAGGAAGCAGAUUGGCCUCUUUGAGCACCUACACAUUGGUCAACUCUCGUGCGCCAUAUUCACUGACUCGCAAACGUUAGUCACGGCGGGAACUGAUUGUACUGUGGCGGUUUGGUCGAUCAUUGAGAACGGAAAAUCUGUCGAGCUGCAUCCACGGGCUACACUGUUUGGGCACCGAAAACCUGUCGGUGUUUUGGCUCUCUCUCGGUCUUUGAACGCAUUGCUUUCAGCAUCUACGGACGGACAAGUCAUGCUCUGGGAUUUGAAUCGAUGUGAGUUUGUACGGAAGUUGGAUGACGACCUGCUUGUGAAUUGUGCCGCGAUCAAUGACGUUACGGGAAACAUUGUCCUGUGCCAUGGCCAUCAGAUCAGCAUCUACAGCCUGAACGGGGACCUUCUUUUGCGGCAAGACUCGGGAGACCGGUCACAGGAGAGCGUUGUAUCAUGUGCAUGUUACGAAGGUGCAGGCAAUGAAUGGCUUGAGCGAGACCUUGUCUUCACCGGACACAAACGGGGCCAAGUUCGCGUCUGGAGCAGAGUAGUACGGGAAGGAAAAUUUGAAUUGGAGCUCAUUCGCCAGCUCAAUCAUGCAGACAGCACUCGAGAUGAUGGGGCAAACGUCACCGCAGGAAUCAGUUGCAUUCUACCGAUGCCACAAGUGGUGUACACUGGGGAUGAGGACGGCAGAGUGGUAAGUUCUGACACCUGCAGAUUCUCACAGGCGUGCAUUAGCUAA
This is a messenger RNA of Exophiala aquamarina CBS 119918, 7662 nucleotides long. RefSeq lists its product as uncharacterized. The transcript has a single exon. Bases 1 to 7662 code for a protein of 2553 amino acids. NCBI's taxonomy places the organism in Eukaryota, Fungi, Ascomycota, Eurotiomycetes, Chaetothyriales, Herpotrichiellaceae. Gene Ontology annotation, molecular function: protein binding. The record is from RefSeq and is a predicted model, not a curated record.